This is a messenger RNA of Lolium rigidum, 1513 nucleotides long. Its product is annotated as probable serine/threonine-protein kinase At1g09600. Gene Ontology annotation, biological process: protein phosphorylation; positive regulation of transcription elongation by RNA polymerase II. Lineage: Eukaryota; Viridiplantae; Streptophyta; Magnoliopsida; Poales; Poaceae. Bases 47 to 1258 code for a protein of 403 amino acids. The record is from RefSeq and is a predicted model, not a curated record. Gene Ontology annotation, molecular function: cyclin-dependent protein serine/threonine kinase activity; ATP binding; RNA polymerase II CTD heptapeptide repeat kinase activity. The transcript is spliced from 5 exons. Gene Ontology annotation, cellular component: nucleus; cyclin-dependent protein kinase holoenzyme complex.
CAAGAAGGUCCGGUUCGACACGGCGGAGCCGGAGAGCGUCCGGUUCAUGGCCCGCGAGAUGCGCAUCCUCCGCCGGCUCGACCACCCCAACAUCAUCCGCCUCGACGGCAUCGCCACCUCCCGCAUGCACCGCAGCAUCUACCUCGUCUUCGAGUUCAUGUACUCCGACCUCUCCCGCCUCAUCUCCCGCGCCGACGUCCCCCUCACCCUCCCCCAGGUCAAGUGCUACAUGCAGCAGCUGCUGGCGGGGCUGCAGCACUGCCACGAGCGAGGGAUCCUGCACCGAGACAUCAAGGGAUCCAACCUUCUCAUCGACCAGCGCGGCGUGCUCAAGAUCGGCGACCUGGGCCUGGCCAACUACUACGGGCCCGGUCGGCGCCGCCCGCUGACCAGCCGCGUGGUGACGCUCUGGUACCGCGCACCCGAGCUGCUUCUCGGCGCCACGGACUACGGCGUCGGCAUCGACCUCUGGAGCGCCGGCUGCCUCCUGGCGGAGAUGUUCACGGGAAAGCCGCUGAUGCCCGGCAGGACCGAGGUGGAGCAGCUCUUCAAGAUCUUCAGCCUCUGCGGCUCCCCGCCCGACGACUACUGGCGGAAGAUGAAGCUCCCGGCCAGCUUCCGCCCGCCCAAGGCGUACAAGUCGAGCAUGAUGGAGAGGUUCGCCGGCUUCCCGCCGUCGGCGCUGCCCCUCCUACACACGCUCCUCGCGCUCGACCCCGCCGCCCGCGGCACCGCUGCACAGGCGCUCCAGAGCGACUUCUUCACUACGGCGCCAUUGCCGUGCGACGUCUCUGAGCUCCCUGUGGUGUACAAGGAGGAGACUCCGGAUCCGAGCACCUCUCACGACGGAAGGAAGCCCAAGCUGAGACAGCGUUCAAGCAAGCGAAGGGAAAGCAAGCAGAGAGCUGAGCAGGAGCAGCGUGGGGACGAACCCAAGAUCUCCAACGCUGAAUAUCCCAACAAAAAGAACGAGAUAGCCAUGGAGGGCACAGCAAGAUCAGGCCAAGAAAGAGAAGGCAUCAACGCCGCAAUCGCCUCCUCCAGCGUCCAAGAACCAGCCGAGAACGCCAUCGUCAACGCCUUUGCCAGCACGACCCCAAGACGGUUUUCAGGUAGUCCAAUUCAGGGGUUGCUACCUGCCGCUUCACCAGAGCAGCCGCAGCUGCGGAGGGCAAACACAUACCACUCGACCGGCGACGACAACAAGGGCGGCGUCACCCUCGCUCACCGCAGCAUGGCGAUCAGAUCGGCGACGUGAUCGGUGCUGUCACCGCGGCACAGACAAACACCAGCUGUGAUCGGUGUCAUCACAACGGCACAGACAAUCACCAACAAGCAUUUCGUUGUUACUGAUCGUUGUGGGUUUUAGCAGAUGACUGUAGCAGGAACUGUUCAUGAUACUACUGUUGCUGCUGAUUUGCUGUAACUGAACUCGCUGUUGUUUCAGUUGAGAAAUCCCUGAUUUGUAGAACUGCGACGCAGUUCAUAUAUCAAUAAAUCACCAUUUCAGAAA